AUGGCGCUGCCCAGCGGGCUCCGGCGCUGCCUUGGGCCGGUCCGCGCCUUCUCCGCCCACCUUCUGGCGGCGCCUGCCAGACCCGGCUGGGCCGGGCUGGAGCCGCGGGGCCCGGCUGCCCUGACCCGCGCCCGGGCCCCCGCGCGCUUCUGCGCCAGCGACGAGCAGAGCCGGCGGCGGGGUCCGCCGGGGGCGGGCGGCGGCCGGAGCGUGGUGGUGGUGGGGAUCCCCAACCCCUUCAUCUGGGUCCGCACCAGGCUCUACUGCUUCCUCAUCCGGGCCUACUUCGACCAGGAGUUCAGCGUCGAGGAGUUCACCCAGGGGGCCAAGCAGGCCUUUGCUCUUGUUUCAAAGCUGUUGUCUCAAUGUAAACUUGAUCUGUUGGAGGAAUUUGUAUCAAAAGAGGUACUUCAGGUGUUGAAGGAGAAGCUUUCUUCGUUGUCUGAAAACCACAGGAAUGCCUUGGCUGCUGACAUGGAUGAAAUAAUGUAUACAACAGCAGGAGAUGUUGGCAUUUAUUAUGAUGACAGUGGAAGGAAGUUUGUUAGUAUCCUGAUGCGCUUCUGGUAUCUAACUAGCGCUGACCUUCCUGAUGAAGCUCCAGAUGGAACCAAAGUUUUCCAGGUUGUAUUUGGAGAUGAAACUGUGAAAGAAACUAAACGUCUUCUAACAGCAAACUAUGAGUUCCGAAGGGAAUUUACACAAGGAGUGAAGGCAGACUGGACUAUUACACGGAUUGAGCAUCCAAAGCUAUUAGAAUAAAUUUCUUGUACAAUGACUUUUAUGGACGUUUAUAAAUCCUCUGGCAUACCAAAGGUGUCAAGCUUUUUUGGUCUCCCCACAACAAUCUCUUUUCAGGAUUAAUUUUAUAUUUUUUAAUUCCCAAAAUACUUUUGAAUUGAUCAUAUACAGUAUAUUGCUCUGAAAGAAUAACAAUAAAGCCUUUUCCAUGAGUCUCUGAAACUACAUAACUAUUACAAAUUAAAUUUGUAUUAUCAGAGACAUCUGCAUAGUAAUUGGGUUACAGGCCAGAGUUACAGAUGUAUUGAUCUGUUAUUCUCAGAAGAAAUCUUGGUACUAAUUGGAUAUGACGUGUAAAACAAAAGACGCUCUCAUGACUGGCAAUCCUUCUGAAUAAUACCACUUAAUUUAUUAUGAGUAUUUUCCCAAAGCUAUAUUGUACAGUAGUUAAAACAGAAUGUUUGAAGAAGGGGUUCAGGUAUAUACACUUCCUAGCUAGUUUGAGGACCGCAAUAUAUUUGAUUAAUUCCAGUCUUGAAUUAAUGAAUUGGAUGUUUAGAAAAUUAAAACUAGAUUCUAAAAAGUGUA
Molecule: messenger RNA, 1329 nt
Organism: Mauremys mutica (yellowpond turtle)
Lineage: Eukaryota; Metazoa; Chordata; Testudines; Geoemydidae
Gene: MAIP1
Product: matrix AAA peptidase interacting protein 1
Exons: 5
Coding region: 1-762 (253 amino acids)
Biological process (GO): inner mitochondrial membrane organization; protein insertion into mitochondrial inner membrane from matrix
Cellular component (GO): mitochondrial inner membrane
Molecular function (GO): ribosome binding
Source: RefSeq, a predicted model, not a curated record